This is a messenger RNA of Dioscorea cayenensis subsp. rotundata (Guinea yam), 538 nucleotides long. RefSeq lists its product as uncharacterized. The transcript has 2 exons. Lineage: Eukaryota; Viridiplantae; Streptophyta; Magnoliopsida; Dioscoreales; Dioscoreaceae. The record is from RefSeq and is a predicted model, not a curated record. Bases 103 to 504 code for a protein of 133 amino acids.
AGGAAAUCCCUUUAGAUUUUAUCAAUUUGUUCAAUCACCCAUGAAAGAAGUUUGAAAACUGACAUCUAGUAGGAAGCAUGUAUUGAGAUUCAGUCUCAAUACAUGGUUAUGGAUAGCUGGAGUAGCAUUAAUGAGCCAAGACAUCUUCCUAGGCAAAUGCUAGAUCAAUCUGUACUUCCUAGCAAUGUGUUUCCAAUGCAUGAUCCUACAUUUGAGUCUCAUGGUCUGAGCCCUCCCAUGACCUUGAGUGCAUGCUUGGCUGAUAUGCAACAACAGGAGAGACAAAGGCUGCAACUAGUUCAGCUUGAGCAUGAGAAGAAAGCCAACAGGCGCUCUAGAAGCCGGCCUGCUUCAUCCUCCACCCGUCAUCAGGGAAGCAAUUCAAGUGGAUCUCUAAUGAGUACUGCAACUUCCAGGCUCCGUCACAAGAACAAAAUAUUUCAUCCAAACUCCACCACACCUGAACCUGAAACUUGUGAUUCAGAAGGUGCUGAAGAUAAGUGAUGUUGACACUCAUGGGAGGAUUGCUAUUCUAAAG